Magnolia sinica is the source of this 2890-nucleotide messenger RNA. Its product is annotated as low affinity sulfate transporter 3. The coding region runs from base 548 to 2515 and encodes 655 amino acids. Gene Ontology annotation, biological process: transmembrane transport. NCBI's taxonomy places the organism in Eukaryota, Viridiplantae, Streptophyta, Magnoliopsida, Magnoliales, Magnoliaceae. The transcript has 12 exons. Gene Ontology annotation, molecular function: secondary active sulfate transmembrane transporter activity. Gene Ontology annotation, cellular component: membrane. The record is from RefSeq and is a predicted model, not a curated record.
AAGCAAACUAAAAUCCUUCAAAAAUACAAUCAUUAUCAAGUCGACUCUCACAUUUUACUGUUUACAUUCUGAUGCAACCACAGAUUGCAAUUUGAAUUUAUCCAAACAUGCAAAAAAGAGGUACCCAUUUCUCCUUUUUUCUAUAAAUAAUCACCAGACUUUAAAGUAAAUGGAUUCUAAGGCCUUCUGGACCACCACAUUUCAUAACAUUUUCAUGGCUUCUUUCUGGUUAUGAAGAAAACCCCAGUUGGGGAUCACUGUCAGGCCUUGAAGUCUCAGCCAUGAAAGACACUAGUACCUAAUCCAUCAAGUUCUGUCAUGGUCCAGGCAUCAUGACGACCUUUGCCACUAGCACUUGAUAAUCUGUACUAGAGAGAGAGAGAGAAACAGAGAGAGAGAGAGAGAGAGAGAGAGAGAGAGAGAGAGAGAGAGAGAGAGAGAGAGAGAGAGAGAGAGAGAGAGAGGGUUCUCCCUUGUUCCCCCAAACACUUCAAAGAGAGAGAGAGAGAGGGUUCUCUCUUGUUCUCCCAAACACUUCAAAGAAACCAUGGGUUCAUCAGCACAUGAACCUCGCUCUCUGGAAGAGCUCGACACUGAAGGUGGUCGUCCGCCACGGAUAGUUGGCUUGGUGCUGAAUUCUCCCAAGCCACCCUCUCUAUUGCACAAGCUCACAGACUUAAUAAGAAACACUGUCGUUCCUCAUGGAGACAAGUCUUCUUAUCCAUUUAAAGAACCGGCGCUGAAAUGCAUCAUUUCAGCCUUGCAGUCUGUGUUUCCAAUUCUCAGUUGGGGAAGAACGUACAAUGCAAAGAAGCUCAGGAGUGAUGUCAUGGCGGGUUUAACUCUUGCAAGUCUUAGCAUUCCACAGAGCAUCGGAUACGCUAGUUUGGCGAGGCUUGAUCCUCAGUAUGGUCUCUAUACCAGCGUUGUCCCGCCACUGAUUUAUGCUGUUAUGGGGAGUUCGAGGGAGAUAGCCAUCGGUCCGGUUGCGGUAGUUUCACUGCUGCUGUCUUCCAUGCUUCAGAAAGUAGUAGAUCCUUCUGCUGAACCACUCGCAUACAGAAAGUUGGCUUUCACUGCAACUUUCUUUGCUGGUGUCUUCCAAUCAACAUUUGGAUUGUUCAGGCUUGGUUUUCUUGUAGACUUCCUCUCACAUGCUGCCAUCGUUGGGUUCAUGGGAGGUGCAGCCAUCGUGAUCGGGCUGCAACAAUUGAAAGGACUACUUGGAAUUACUCACUUCACAAACAGAACUGAUGUGAUCUCUGUCAUGAAGGCCGUUUGGAACUCAAUUCAUCCUCCUUGGAACCCACACAACUUUAUGCUUGGAUGCUCGUUCCUGAUCUUCAUCCUAAUCACCAGAUUCUUGGGUAAAAGGAACAAGAAACUCUUCUGGUUACCGGCCAUCGCUCCUCUGAUAUCUGUCAUUUUAUCAACUCUUCUGGUCUUCGUGACAAGAGCUGAUAAGCAUGGAGUUAAAAUAGUGAAACACUUCAAAGGAGGCUUAAACCCAAGCUCACUUCACCAACUGCAACUCAACGGGCCUCAUGUAGGAGAAGCUGCGAAAAUUGGACUGAUUUGUGCGAUCGUCGGUCUCACGGAAGCUAUUGCUAUCGGCCGAUCUUUCGCAUCUAUAAAAGGCUACCACCUUGAUGGAAACAAGGAAAUGGUAGCCAUGGGCUGCAUGAACAUUGCAGGAUCUUUAUCUUCUUGCUAUAUAGCAACAGGUUCGUUCUCUCGCACUGCUGUAAAUUACAGCGCAGGCUGCCAAACAGCAGUCUCCAAUAUCGUCAUGGCCGUUACAGUUUUUAUGUCCUUGGAGCUGCUUACUAGGCUGCUGUAUUUCACUCCCAUUGCCAUCCUCGCUUCGAUUAUUCUAGCCUCAAUUCCGGGACUGAUCGAUGUUGGGGAAGCUUACAACAUCUGGAAGGUUGAUAAACUAGACUUCCUCGUCUGCUUUGGAGCUUUCGUCGGUGUGUUAUUCGCAUCUGUGGAGAUUGGUCUUUUAACUGCUAUAAUAAUCUCCUUUGCCAAGAUACUACUAAAUGCAAUCCGACCAGGUAUAGAAAUACUGGGAAGAAUUCAGGGAACAGACAUCUUCUGCAGCAUCAAACAGUAUCCUAUUGCAAUGAGGACUCCUGGCCUGCUGAUAACCCGCAUCGACUCCGGAUUCCUUUGUUUCAUCAAUGCCAGCUUCAUUAGAGACAGGAUCAUGAGAUGGGUGAACGAACAAAAGGAGACAAAGGAGAAUGCACAGCAGAGAAUUCUAGCAGUAAUAAUUGACAUGUCGAACGUGAUCAACAUUGAUACAUCUGGAAUACAAGCCUUAGAAGAGCUACAUAAGAAGCAGCUGUCCCAAGGCUUACAUCUAGCGAUAGUCAACCCCGGCUGGCAAGUGAUACACAAGCUGAAAUUAGCCAAGUUUGUGAAUAAAAUAGGAGGGGAAUGGAUCUUCCUUACUGUCGAAGAAGCUGUAAAUGCAUGCCUUGGGUUGGACCAGGCUAGUAUGAAGUGUUAGUGACUAAGUACUGUCAUUCCUUUCUCGAGCUUGCGACACAAGCAGAAUCGCCGAAGUAUUUGGAUGUGGUUUGGGAUUUAAUCUCUUUACCAUGCAAGAAAUUGCAAAGCAGGGCGAUUAAUAAUUGCAAACCAGAAAGAAUUAGUUUAUUCUGCCUACCAUGAUGUUUGUGUUUUGUAAGUGGAGUAGUUUAGUAGAUUAAUACAUGUAGUGCUUCUCUAUGUAUGAAGAGCUUGAAAGUUGAACUUUCAAGGUUUUAAUUUUUAAAGUGUGGGGUGACGUAACUAUAAUAGAGUAGUUAAACAGUGUUAAGUGUUUGGUUUGCUUGUUAAAAAAAAAAAUGUUUGAAAUGUAUGAAUGUGAUUAUUCACGCCA